Molecule: messenger RNA, 3882 nt
Organism: Nanorana parkeri
Lineage: Eukaryota; Metazoa; Chordata; Amphibia; Anura; Dicroglossidae
Gene: TIE1
Product: tyrosine kinase with immunoglobulin like and EGF like domains 1
Exons: 23
Coding region: 114-3500 (1128 amino acids)
Biological process (GO): protein phosphorylation; positive regulation of kinase activity; cell surface receptor protein tyrosine kinase signaling pathway
Cellular component (GO): signaling receptor complex
Molecular function (GO): protein binding; ATP binding; transmembrane receptor protein tyrosine kinase activity
Source: RefSeq, a predicted model, not a curated record
GAUCUGUUUCUAAGGACCGUGCCCGGGCUAUAUGAAAGAUGAGGAUCUAGUAUUGAUCUCUGGACACGUGGAUCAAGCUGGGCGAUCUUCACCUCUGUGCCACCGCUGGGACAAUGCUGAGGUUCCUCCUGGUCCUGGGUCUCUUCUUCACUUCUUUACUUCUAAAAACAGGGGCAGUUCUCGAUGUCACGCUGGUGUCAGUUGCCUCCGAGCACCGCCGGGCCAAUUUGACUCUGUCAUGUAUCACCGGAGAGCGGGAAAUGCAAAGUUCGGACUUGAGCAUUGAGCGGGAUAAUACCAUCGUGAAGAUCGCUCCCAUAGCGCCCUCCCAUACCAGAUCGCAUGACAAUGAACUGCAGGUCAGAUUCACCUCCAAGGCCUUGGUGGGAGUGUUUUUUUGCAUCGCCAAGGGCCCGACUGAGCAAACCAAAAUCCUCUACCCCUACAACAGUCCCUCUGCUGAUCUGACACCUUUGAGAGUGACUGUAACCGUCAGCAUCAACCAAGAUGCCAACUUAGAGGCCAAAGUGACAAAGGCAUCACAUGCAGAUAUUAUGUGGAAAUAUAAUGGAACGUUUUUCCAGAACACCUACAAGAACGAGAUCAGUGACAUGAUCGCUCGGCUUACUCUCCAAAAUGUGCAGCUUAGUCAGGCGGGAGUGUACAGCGGAGGGUUCACAGGAGCAACACCCCUGGCCAACGCCUUCUUCAGACUCAUCGUACGAGGGUGCCCAGAGAACAAGUGGGGGCCAUCUUGCCAGAAGGAUUGCCUUGGGUGCCUAAAUGGUGGAGUUUGUCAUGACGUGAGCGGGGAGUGUAUUUGUGCCCCGGGAUUCAUGGGAACCCGCUGUGAGAAGGCCUGCAGAGAGGGGAACUUCGGCAGAAACUGUCAGGAAACAUGUAAGAGGGACCAGGGCUGUAAGGGGCUCACCUUCUGCCUGCCGGACCCCUAUGGAUGUUCCUGUGGAAGCGGCUGGACCGGCGCCCAUUGUCAAAAAGAAUGUCCUGCUGGAACAUACGGAGCAAACUGUGCCCUGAGAUGUGAGUGUGAAAGCGGAGGCUCCUGUAACAGGUUUAGCGGCUGUGUCUGCGCCAAUGGUUAUCACGGACAACAUUGCGAGAAGUCAGAUCAUCAUCCUCAGAUCAUCGAUCUUCCAUCUCAGGUGGAGUUCAAUCUAAAUUACACAGCCGUGCUGACGUGUGCCGCCUCUGGGAACCCCCAGCCCGUCCUGGGGAGUAUAGUACUACGCAGACCCGAUGGAUCGGUCAUCACGGCCAGCAAUGCCCUCCUGGACUCAGAACGUAGCACUUGUACCUUCACCAUACCCACCAUGACUCUGAAUGACAACGGAUUAUGGGAGUGCCGUGUGUCUACCAGUGGUGGGCAGGACAAUCGUAAAUUUCGCGUAGAAGUCAAAGUGCCACCGGCCCCCUUGGAACCGCCACGUCUACUGGAGAGGCGCAGCAGACAGCUCAUCAUGGCGCCACUUCAUCACUUUUCUGGAGAUGGGCCCAUAUUAUCCAUCAAGGUGCUAUACCAACCCAUGGGCAUGAAAUCUGACCGGCAGAGCCUAAUAGUGGAGCCAAAUAUCAACAUCACUCUUCCCAACCUAAAUCCGGUCACUGCUUACCUGGUGCGCUAUCAGCUGAGCCGGCCGGGCUCUGGUGGGGAAGGACCCCUGGGACCGAUUGCCGUUCUGGAAACAGACUGUAUAGAGCCCACUGUGAAGCCAGAAAUAAAAGGUUACUCCAAAGAAGACCGUCACACAAUCAACAUUAAUUGGCAGCUGCCUACUUACAGUAGUGUUGGGAGUGGCUUCCUGGUCAGGGUUUAUCAUCCUCCAAACCGCCUUAUUCGAGUGGAGAAUGUGACAUCCAUGGAUAUCUUGUCUACAGGGAUCAACGGCCUCAGCUCCAACACAGAGUAUAUCUUCAGAGUCUUUAUUUACCACUGCACCAGCCUGGGGCCUCCAUCUGAUCCCUACGUCAUUAUGCUCAAUAGCAAGGGUCCAUCACCCCCGAAGGAUGUCCUUGCUAUUCCUCUUUCUCAACAUAACAUGAAACUGAUCUGGUCUCCUCCCGACGAUCCUAACGGUGGCAUAAUUAAGUAUACGGUUGAGAGACGGAGGCUUGGAGUCCCUGGGGAACAGCAAUGGGCCGAUACAGAGGGCCACAACCAGACUUGGUACAUUAUUACAGGCCUGAACACCAGCACCAUCUACCAAUUCCGGGUGCGGGCAAGCUCCAGAGUCCCCGGAGAAUGGAGCCGAACUGUAAUAGCUUCAACAUACAGCGAGGAGUCCCAUCUCAUGGUCCCCAGCAUGGAGAGCAGGAACCCGCGGACGUCUAGUUCAGGUCAACAGCUCAUCCUGGCAAUAAUUGGUUCUGUAUCCGUCACGUGUUUCACCAUCAUAGUCGCCUUGCUCGCUCUCUUCUGUAUCAAAAAAAAUUUGUUUCACCGCAGGAAAAUGUUCACGUACCAAUCCGGAUCGGGGGAGGAGACCAUCCUGCAGUUUAGUUCGGGGACUCUGACCCUGACCCGGCGUCCCAGACCGCAGACCGAGCCCUUCUCAUAUCCCAUCCUGGAAUGGGGGGACAUUAAGUUUGAGGAUGUGAUCGGAGAAGGAAACUUCGGACAAGUUGUCAAGGCAAUGAUAAAAAAAGACGGUGUGCGCAUGAACGCUGCAAUCAAGAUGCUAAAAGAAUUCGCAUCAGAAAAUGACCACAGGGACUUUUCUGGGGAGCUGGAGGUUCUCUGUAAACUGGGUCACCAUCCAAAUAUCAUCAACUUGCUGGGAGCCUGCGAGAACAGAGGUUAUUUGUACAUCGCCACUGAAUAUGCCCCAUUUGGGAACCUGCUUGACUUUCUGCGGAAGAGCCGAGUUUUGGAAACGGAUCCUGCGUUUGCCAAGGAACACGGGACGGCAUCCACGCUCUCCUCUCAGCAGCUCCUACAGUUUGCCUCCGAUGUGGCCAAAGGGAUGCAAUACCUCAGUGAGAAACAGUUCAUCCACAGGGAUCUCGCAGCCAGGAACAUCCUUGUGGGGGAAAAUCUAGUGGGCAAGAUUGCGGACUUUGGUCUGUCACGAGGAGAAGAAGUCUAUGUGAAGAAGACGAUGGGUCGCCUCCCUGUGCGCUGGAUGGCCAUUGAAUCCCUUAACUACAGCGUUUAUACAACAAAGAGUGAUGUAUGGUCAUUCGGCGUUCUCCUCUGGGAGAUAGUGAGUCUAGGUGGAACACCAUAUUGCGGGAUGACGUGCGCCGAGCUCUACGAGAACCUGCCGCAGGGAUACCGUAUGGAAAAACCCCGAAACUGUGACGAUGAGGUGUACGAUCUGAUGCGCCAGUGCUGGAGGGACAGACCCUACGAGAGGCCAACUUUCAACCAGAUCUCCCUGCAGCUCAUCCGCAUGCUGGAUGCCAGAAAGGCGUACGUGAACACGGCGCUCUUUGAAAACUUCACCUACGCCGGAAUCGACGCCACGGCGGAAGAGGCGUAAUACCGGGAUGGGGGAGCUCUGUGGCCUCCGUGCUUUGCAUGCCGGAAAUUCAGGACUUUAUUGUACGUCACGUACAAGGACUAGUUGACUGCGAGGUGGACUGCAAAGCCCAUGGCCGGAUCACAGCUUGUGCCGGAACCUCUCUGACCGCGUACGCAACGCGCACAAAUGUAGCUCUGUAGAUUCAGCAUGGGGGGUCUAUAAAAAGAUUGUAUGACUGGACGUGUGUGAUAAGGAUGAACCCCCUUCCUCCUCCUCCUCCUCCGAUGUACAGCUGAACACUGCCACUGCCUAGAAUGAGAACCGAGUGUCCCCGGAUGUGUCUUCCCUUUCCUUGUACAGUUGUUGUAUCCACCUCAAUAAACCUCACAUAACGUUUGUA